AGGAAGUUUAUACUAGUAACUUGCAUUUUGUGGCUGGCCUUAAAAUGACAGAAAAUUUACUGAAGGAAUCAGACAGAAUGUCAGAACCAUACCAGGAGGCUGCAGUUAUUGUAGGAAUAGACUUUGGGACUACAUACAGUGGCUAUGCCUUCAUGUUCACCAGUGAUCCAACCCCCAUCUACACAGCCAUGGGGGAUGAGAGGGAACCAACCUGUGUGCUCCUAAACCCAGAUAAGACUUUCAAUGCCUUUGGUAAACAGGCUCUAGAAAACUAUGCAGAGUUAGAACCAGAGGAACAUCAGUCAUAUUACUAUUUCCAACACUUCAAGAUGAAACUGUAUGAAAGUGAGAAACUUACUAGAGGAACAUCUCUCCAAGAUCGAACUGGGAAGAUAAUGAAAGCAAUGGAUGUUUACAGCAUUGUUCUACAGUAUUUCCACAGAAAAAUACUAAACCAUGUUGGUCAAGUUAAAAGUGAUUCAGCCAUCCAAGGAUUUUCUUCAAAGCAAAUCCUAUGGAUGCUCGCAAUACCGGCCAUUUGGGCGGAUUCUUCCAGGCAAUUCAUGCGAGAAGCUGCUACAAAUGGAGGGAUGGCAAAUGUCAGAUUGGUUUUGGAGCCAGAGGCUGGUGCUUUGUUUGCCAUUGAUAAGCCACUUAAGUUGAGAGAGGUCAAGUCAACAGAGAAGUUUCCAGUUGGACACAAGUACAUUUUAGCUGACCUUGGGGGAGGGACCAUUGAUAUUUGUGUCCAUGAAAUCCUUGAUGGAAGAAGACUCUGUGAACUCUACAGAGCUACAGGGGAAUAUGCUGGGGGCUCGAGGGUGAACCAUGAAUUUGAACAGUUCUUUGUGAGUCUGUUUGGGGCUCCAGCAUUUAAUGAAUUUAGAAUGAAAUUUACACAUUCAUUUCAGGAUUUUAUAAAGUCAGUUGAAACAAAAAAGUGCACAUUUUCUCACAGUACAGACAAGGUAACUUUACCACUGGAUUAUGACUUUGUAACAUUGGUCGAAAAUGAUAAUGGUGAAACCAUUGAAGAAAUGAUUCAAGGUUCAAGAUAUAAAGACCUUGUUCAGUAUAGGAAUACAGGUCGUCGACUUACUCUGAACCAAUCUGUUGUGAAGGAGUUUUUCGACACCUCUGUCGCUAUAAUCAUUGAAAAACUGAAGGAGAUUCUGUCUGCCUGUCCUCAAGACAACAUCACCAGUCUGCUGCUAGUUGGCGGUUACUCUGAGUCACCAUAUGUGAGAGAAAGAUUACAGCAAGAAUUUCCCCAACUAACCACUGUAAUAGUAGAAGAUGGGAGACUGGCAGUGAUGAAGGGGGCUGUAAUGAUGGGACUGAAGCCCAGAAACAUCAUCCAUAGGAGGGCGAGAUUUACAUAUGGGUUUAAAACUAGUGAACCUUUUGUAGAAGGAGAACAUCCAGAACAGUUUAAGGAGACUACAAGUGGUAAUACCUUGUGUGUACACGUGUUUCACAAGCUGAUAGAGCGGGGCCAACUCCUGAAGCACCAGCAAGAGUUCUCUAAGCUAUCCUUUAUCACCUUCAAACAACCAAACAGAAAACAGCUGGUGUGGCCUAUAUCACUGUGGAGGUCUCCCAGGGCUGAUCCCAGGUAUUGCCGACUGGAGGAGGAGUGUGAGAGGGUGGGCAGGAUCAACAUACAACCUCCUCCUGAAGGAUGGCCUGAUGUGGUACAUGGUGAAGAGAAGUUGAUAGUGGGAGAGACUGAGUUCACCGUGAAAGUUUUUGUAAAGGAGACUGGUAAGGAAUAUGAAGCAAGCAUGGACCUACUGUGAACAUUGAACACAGUUAAACGAAUUUACAUGCUGGAUAUCAAUGUUGUCAUCUCUGGCAGCCAUGGUGUGCAGUGGACUGGAACCAUUUAACAAAUUUUGGUUAAUGACCACCCAAGGAACAUUUCUGUCAAGUUUCAUCAAAAUCUGAUCAUCGGUUAACAUUUAAUUUGAAUAGAUUAUGAAGCAAAUAUCUAACCUGAACAAGAACUGACGAGAUAGAAUCGACUUGGUGUUUCACUUACACUUUUCGGCCAUUUAAGUUACUAAAAAUAGCUGUUUCAUAAACUUUCAGAAUGUCACUUAAACGAAAAUUAAUGUUCAGUCUAUAUAUACUUUCCUAUGUAUAAAUGUAAGGUUUUUAAAUUGAUCUU
Molecule: messenger RNA, 2170 nt
Organism: Mya arenaria
Lineage: Eukaryota; Metazoa; Mollusca; Bivalvia; Myida; Myidae
Product: heat shock 70 kDa protein 12A-like
Exons: 2
Coding region: 45-1799 (584 amino acids)
Molecular function (GO): ATP binding; ATP-dependent protein folding chaperone
Source: RefSeq, a predicted model, not a curated record